Messenger RNA from Geodia barretti, 1295 nucleotides. NCBI's taxonomy places the organism in Eukaryota, Metazoa, Porifera, Demospongiae, Tetractinellida, Geodiidae. The record is from the annotation of a GenBank genome assembly.
GUAACAAUGGCGGAGAAACCGAGACGUGACAACUUCAAGCAGAGCGUGAUCGACAUUCUCUUCAAGCGCUCCGGCGGGAGGUGCUGCAUGUGCCGGGCCACCACUUUCGGGCCGCACACCGGUCGACACGACAAGUUCCAGAACAUCGGACAGGCGGCACACAUUUCGGCCGCGGCACCCGGGGGACCGCGCUACGACCCGAAGAUGGCCGCCGAGGAGCGAACGAGCGCCAAGAACGGCAUGUGGCUCUGCUCAAACUGCCACUCGCAGAUCGACAGGGACACCGACCGAUUCACGCUUACCGCCCUUCGCAAGAUCAAGAGAGACGCCGAAGACAGGGCGCGGAAGGAAGUGGGCGUGGCAGACGUCCCGAGUGUGGAUAGAGUGGACGAGACGGCAGAGGGGCUCCAGACUUCAGUCAGUGCCACGACCAUAGUCGAGAUACGCAAAGUCAAGUCCUCACUUCUUCGCCUCCACGGACAAAACAUAGCCCGCGAUGACGCAGAAGGAAUUACGGAGGGUCUAACCUUUGUCAAUCUGAAGGUGGAUACCUACCACCCACAAGUAGGGACGGAGCUGCUUGGGUUCUUCUCCGCACUCGCCCCUCGUUGUAACGACGCCGAGAUAAACCUUGAAGUGGUUCGGCAGUUUCAGUCUACGAUGGAGAGAUUCGAUUCCAAGUGGAGCCAGACGGAGGUCACCCUGGUGACAAACACCCUCCACGCCAUGACGACGUCUUUCUCGAAACGCAGCGGAGUCUACCGCUCUGCAGUUGCACUACUCAAAAACAUGUCUCGUAGCAAGAGCCUUGCGUCCAGGAACCUCCACUCGAUUCCACUAGAACGUCUCAAGGAGAUCCAGGGAGGGGGACACAACAAGAAGAGGAAGAAAGCUGGCAACGACGAAAUUGACUAUGAGAAAAAAUUGCUUUGUGGCACCGGGAAACGAGUAGAAGUUGGGGAUGAAUUGAUGGGCGAGGAAGAAGAGGAGGGAGAUGGUGGGACGGAAUUUGUCGACUAUAUGGUAGAGCUGGCCGAGGCAAGCGAAGAAAAUGUAGAACCACUAGAAGGAGCGCUUGAAGAUUUGGGAUACGAGCACGACAUCAUUUGAACACUUCAAGUUUACACUUUCUAUUUUUAUACCGUAGUUUUGUGUGCACUCAACUAAGUUUUAUAGAACAUUUUUGUCCACCCACCUUGGCGUCAAGGUCAGGCAGCAGUGAGUCCAGGUCGGCCAGUUCCUCCUCCAUCUCUCUCCUGUCACUUCUCUCCCCCUUCUUCUCCAUCUCCCCCACC